AGGCUAUAUUAGUUCCACUUCUGUCGUCCUGUCGCUUUAUUGUCAACUUCAGCAGAACAACGGGCGACUCUUAGGGACUCUUCUUGCCAAAAAAAACUGUUAUAAAACAGCCUGUUUGUUUUCAACAAUUGGAUUGCAUGAUUAUAAGGCCGCUGCGUGGAAGGAGGCUGAAUAAAUCCUUUCCUCCCGUCAGUCUUCAGAUCUCGGACGGUCGGUGUUAGCCGGCUUUUGUGCCGCUUUUGUUCGCGGUGAUGUAAUGACAAGAGCCGAAACAAAACUGCCUAUUUGCGAUGAUUGACGGCUCUCCGUUUUCCAAUUCACGUUCAAGCCGAGCCGGUCGAAGCGCGGUUCAUAAACACGCACCGGAUACCCCUUUAAGAACGACGCUCAGUAAAACGAGGUCCGGCGGCCUGCUGCAUUAAACGCGCUGAGAGAUGCUAGCGAAGCGAAUCGCUCUCACAACAGAAAUAAAUGCGUAUUUAGCACACUUCCGCGGGCCUGAACGUUUCGUUGGCGAGAAAUAAGCGUGCGAUGCUGUGAGAAAGUGCGAGGCGAAGCGUUGGGCUGCUGUGAAUGCGUUUGAGAUGUAACUUUUGACAUGAUUUAGCAUUCCAGUCAAACUGUUAAAUCAGACGCCGACUUAAAAACAAACAAGGCGGCCGAUCCAAAUGCCUGCGGAGAACGUUCAGAUGCGUUCCAACGUUCGAUUUAAAAAUUUUAAAAUAGGGUUAGAUGGUCGUUUGAGAGAAAUAUUCUCACUUUAGCAAGUUCUUGCUCUGGUAACACACACACACACACACACACUCACUGUGUUCAUUGGUGGAGAAGCGCUGCCUGUGGCUCGAGCUGCACUGCUGACCGCCCGUAACCCCGCCCCUUUAUGCAAAUACGAGAGACACACAGUCUUGGCUGAGGGAGCAGACGCGCUCUGAUUGGUCAGCGACAAACCCAUUUAUAUUCGCUGACAGUCGCUCUAUGAAUGGUUGUCUAUUAACUUGUUCAAAAAGUAUCAGGAGUUGACAAGGGCUCUGGCGAGGAGGGAAACCGAGUUUGUGUUGAUUCUUCAAGACUAAGAAAAGAAGUUUGUGGGCACAACAGGACCUAAGAGCGCUUACCUCCUCAGCAAAGUUACCAGAACUGCUAAGGUAACUUCGCCAGCCUCCACUUUGGACUGUUUUUCUAUUUACUUCUGGUGGGGAAGACUUUCACGAAAUCGCUUUAAAUGUACAACAUGAUGGAAACCGAGCUGAAGCCCCCGGCGCCUCAGCCGAACACGGGGGGCACGGGGAACACCAACUCUUCGGGAAACAACCAGAAAAACAGCCCGGACCGGGUCAAGAGACCCAUGAACGCCUUCAUGGUGUGGUCGCGGGGCCAGAGGAGGAAAAUGGCACAGGAGAACCCCAAAAUGCACAAUUCGGAAAUAAGCAAGCGACUCGGGGCCGAGUGGAAACUUCUGUCCGAGAGCGAGAAGCGGCCGUUCAUCGACGAAGCCAAGCGCCUUCGGGCUCUCCACAUGAAGGAACACCCGGAUUACAAAUACAGACCCCGGAGGAAAACCAAGACCCUCAUGAAGAAGGACAAGUACACCCUGCCGGGAGGGCUCCUGGCGCCGGGCGGCAACGCCAUGGGCGCCGGUGUGGGCGUAGGGGCCGGUUUGGGCGCCGGGGUCAACCAGAGGAUGGACAGCUAUGCCCACAUGAACGGCUGGACCAACGGGGGCUACGGCAUGAUGCAGGAGCAGCUGGGUUACCCGCAGCACCCGGGGCUGAACGCGCACAACACGGCGCAGAUGCAGCCCAUGCACCGCUACGACAUGAGCGCGCUCCAGUACAACUCCAUGACCAACUCGCAGACCUACAUGAACGGAUCGCCCACCUACAGCAUGUCCUAUUCGCAGCAAAGCACGCCGGGAAUGACGCUGGGCUCCAUGGGCUCGGUGGUCAAGUCCGAGUCCAGCUCGAGUCCGCCGGUGGUCACGUCGUCCUCUCACUCCCGCGCCGGACAGUGUCAAACGGGGGACCUGCGGGACAUGAUCAGUAUGUACCUGCCCGGCGCGGAGGUCCAGGACCAGAGCGCGCAGAGCAGACUGCACAUGUCCCAACACUACCAGAGCGCGCCGGUGCCCGGCACGACGAUUAACGGCACGAUUCCCUUAUCGCACAUGUAGAUGAACUUUUCUACACCGCUGGACUCCAUCGGACUAUUUUUGUACAGAACACUUUGGGGAGGGAAAAGUUGUAUAGAGCUCAAGGAAAGAACACAAACUUUUGCUUUCUAUUUAAAAAUGGAACGGUAGGAACUCCACACAGUUUUUCGUUCUGUUGUUCUUUUUUUUUCUGGUCUGUUCUGUUUUUUUGUUUCGUUUUUUUCUUUUCUUUUAUUCCAGAAGGUGUAUGAGAUUUGGAAAGCUGAAAACGGGGAGGGUGGUGGGGGCGACUCAAAUGUUUUAUUAUUGCAAUCGACUUUUUUGUACAGUAUUUAUCAAAGGGCGUAAUAACAACCAGAUGUGAUGUUUGCAAAACAGCGGGAAGUUGCAUUUUUAUGAAAAAAAAAAAAAAACAAAAAAAAAAGAGGCAAAAACGAUGGCGCGGCCGAUGUUCGCUUCGGCUUGUGCUCCAAAACUCUUCUGAGAACGGGCGGGUCAAAAAUAGCUUCUCGACGAAGGUGCAUAGUAAUAAACCGUUAUCAUUAUUAUUAUUAUUAUUAUCAUCAUAAUUAUGAUUAAGUUCCGACCGCGAGAACAAACAAGAGGCACUCUCGCGGGUUAGAUCACUUGAUUCGAUCCUUUUCGGUCUCCCACUCCUCAUCUGUUAGGUACAUGAAGUUUGUGUUCUUUAUUUUCUCACGGUUUGUAAAAUUUCUGUACAUUUUCUGUGAUAUUUUAAGUUUUUAUUUUAAAAACUUUCAUUUUUCGUAGUUGUAAAACGUGGCCUGUACGCGGCUGCCAACGCUCCAUGUAUAUAUUUUAACUAAUAACAUCAUUAUAACAGUUACGAUCUGAGUUUUUUUUUUCAAUAUGCAGUUUGAAAUGAAUAAAUUUUUGAAAUUUGGAUAUUUGAAA
Messenger RNA from Puntigrus tetrazona (Sumatra barb), 3064 nucleotides. RefSeq names its product SRY-box transcription factor 2 (gene sox2). The record is from RefSeq and is a predicted model, not a curated record. Gene Ontology annotation, molecular function: RNA polymerase II cis-regulatory region sequence-specific DNA binding; DNA-binding transcription factor activity, RNA polymerase II-specific. Gene Ontology annotation, biological process: inner ear development; regulation of DNA-templated transcription; anatomical structure morphogenesis. The transcript has a single exon. Bases 1223 to 2170 code for a protein of 315 amino acids. Lineage: Eukaryota; Metazoa; Chordata; Actinopteri; Cypriniformes; Cyprinidae.